Messenger RNA from Gigantopelta aegis, 1068 nucleotides. Its product is annotated as transport and Golgi organization protein 2 homolog. The transcript is spliced from 8 exons. Gene Ontology annotation, cellular component: Golgi apparatus. NCBI's taxonomy places the organism in Eukaryota, Metazoa, Mollusca, Gastropoda, Neomphalida, Peltospiridae. Bases 153 to 1010 code for a protein of 285 amino acids. The record is from RefSeq and is a predicted model, not a curated record. Gene Ontology annotation, biological process: protein secretion; Golgi organization.
UGAGAACGUCCCUGCCUAUGGCAUAUGCAUGAUAUGGUAUGGAUCGUCGACAUCGAACCGGAUGUGAAUUGAAUAAUUGAACGUGGUUGUUAACAUCAGAUUUUAAAAUCUGUUUAUUAAUUACUUCUGCAGUGAUAAUUGAAGAUAUUGAGAUGUGUCUGUUAUUCUUCAUCAAGGACAGCGAUCCUCCGGUAGAUGGCUACCGACUCGUUCUCGUCAAUAACAGGGACGAAUUUUGGGAAAGACAAACAGAGUUGGCUUCGUUUGGAGGAAAAGACAAACGUGUUGUCUGCGGGCGAGACUGCAUGCAGGGUCGCGAGGGCGGCACGUGGGUGGGCAUGUCACGAGAAGGUCGACUCGGAGUCUUGUUGAACAUUCUUGGACAACUGGACCCGGAUAAAAAGCCAAGAGGUCGUCUCGUAACAAAUUUCGUGUCCGGUAAUCAGUCAAUAGAGGAAUAUUUCAGCGAGAUCUCACACGACGCCAAUCAGUACAACGGCUUUAACCUCGUCCUCGUGGAUGUUGGAAAGGUCGCAACAACGACUCGACUGUUUUCUAACGCUCUGGGUUAUAACGGAACUCACAUCAACCAGCUGGAAGAUGGAGAAGUACAUGGGGUUGGUAAUGCCAUGUUUGAAAAACCGUGGAAGAAAAUUUGCUAUGGAAGAGAAAAGUUUCAAAAGAUUUGCCAAAACUACGCCAAAGUGGACAGCAAGGAACUGCUCAUCAAGUCAUUACAGGAGAUGAUGACAGACAGAACAAAACAUUUACCUGAUGCCGUGCUAAAGGAGGCAUGCGCAAAAGCUGGCUAUAACGAUACUGUCACCGAAGAGCGAUCGCAGAUCUGUGUGUGGUCUCCUAGUUUCAAAUACGGAACAAGGACGACUACUGUGAUACUGGUGGACAGAGAUGGACAUUGUGACUUCAUUGAAAAGACUAUUGUUACCCCAGUCUGUGUGGAAGACCCUAAGUUCACAACCACCGCUCUGAACUUCAAAUUGAUCAACUGAUCACGCAUGUACUGACUGAAUAGUAAAUAUCUCAUAAGAAUAAAUAUGUCUCUUCGUC